This is a messenger RNA of Williopsis jadinii, 837 nucleotides long. RefSeq names its product Hri1p (gene HRI1). The record is from RefSeq and is a predicted model, not a curated record. Bases 79 to 780 code for a protein of 233 amino acids. Lineage: Eukaryota; Fungi; Ascomycota; Saccharomycetes; Phaffomycetales; Wickerhamomycetaceae. The transcript has a single exon.
ACGCACAUUUCACCUCAAUUCAUAGCACCACCUGGUUAAGACGGCACAUACAGCUUGUACCUAUUCAUACUAAGAAAUAUGCCAUUUGCUUCCACUAGAAUUUCACUCCAAUGGCCCCCAGAGCCAGCAGAGGAGACCACCGAUACUUUAGUGCUGACCUCUCACGAUUUACACUUUGUCGAUAUCCGUAUCACCAAGCCAUUACCUGCGCCAACCUCAACAGACAACGACUCCCAUAUCGACUGGAUCAUCACGGGUAUUGAGAACCCGUUGGAAGGAACCACGAAGGUGGAGUUCAAGCAUGAGAUCAACUCCCACUUGAAGCUCAACACCGGUGAAGCCUUUGACAUUGGUGAUUUCCACGACGCUCCAAAUGGAGACCGUUCCGAAACCGGUAUUAUGGAGAACUGGAACACCGGUAAGAUGUCACCGUAUGAAGAGAUUUGGCGAAGCAUUGACCCAAACGUCAGCACCCCGGAGAAUUAUGUCCGCGAGCUCAAGAAAGAGAGCGAAGCUGCGUGCGUGGUCUACAAGCUAGCAGAGAAGGAGUCUGAGUGGCUCGGCCAGAUGGUUAGAAUCGGCUCUUUUGCACAAGGUGCCAUUCUGAACAGAUCCACCAACAAAGUGUCGUGUGUUAGAUGGUACUUGAAGGAAGGACAAUGGCAAGUUGUGUUCCAGAACGGUAAAGAGGUGUCCAAGAUUCCAAACGGCGACGACAAGCUCGGGGCCGUGGUUGAGUUGGAAAACUUGCGCUGGAAAGUGAUUGAAUCGUCUUUCUGAGCACCAUCUUCAUCAGCAAGGGUGUGCUCCCAGACUAUACACCCCAUACUCCCAAAC